Messenger RNA from Lolium rigidum, 3227 nucleotides. RefSeq names its product receptor-like kinase TMK4. Bases 148 to 2829 code for a protein of 893 amino acids. The transcript has 2 exons. The record is from RefSeq and is a predicted model, not a curated record. Gene Ontology annotation, molecular function: protein kinase activity; ATP binding; protein binding. Gene Ontology annotation, biological process: protein phosphorylation. Lineage: Eukaryota; Viridiplantae; Streptophyta; Magnoliopsida; Poales; Poaceae.
UCUAAGAUGCAAUGCAGAGAGCAAGGAUAGAGGAGAGAGAAACAGAACAACGCGGCCGGCCGGAGCGCCUCCUCCUCCCCAAAAAUACCAUACCCAAGAUCACCACCACCUCCUCCGCCCACCGCAUUCCUCCCCAAUCCGCCCGCCAUGGGGAGAGAUUUGCAUCCCUUCUCUCUCGCCGUCCUCCUCCUUUCCUCCUUCGCCGCCGCCGCCGCAAAAUCUGCCGACGAGGGCGCCAUCUUCGAGCUCGCCAAUUCGCUGUCCAACCCGCCCGCGUCCUGGGGCUCCGCCGGCGACGUCUGCAUCUUCGACGGCAUCACCUGCGAGCACGCCGGCUCGGGGCGGGUCACCGUCAUCAACCUGCGGGACAAGGGCCUCACCGGGACCCUGCCCACCUCCAUGUCCUCCCUCACCGCGCUCAAGGAGUUGCACCUCCAGGGCAACGCACUCCACGGCGACUUCCCGUCGCUCGCCGGCUUCACCGAUCUCACCCGCCUUGUGCUCGACGGCAACGCUUUCACCUCCCUCCCUAGUGACUUCCUCAAAGACCUGCCCUCCCUGCAGUACCUCAGCCUGGAGGACCUGCCGCUCAAGCCGUGGGCCGUUCCUGGCGCCAUUGUCGGCUCCUCCUCCCUCGAAACCUUCUCCGCUUCCAAUGCCUCCAUUGCCGGUGCCUUCCCGGCGGUUCUCGCCAACCUUUCAUCGCUCAAGUAUCUGCGGCUGUCAUAUAAUAGCCUCACUGGUGGACUCCCUGCCGGGCUCGCUGAGCUGAUUGCCCUAGAGAGCCUGCAGCUCAACAACCAGAUCUCGGAUGCUAAGCUGUCCGGCUCAAUUGAUGUUGUUGCGGCGAUGACCAACUUAAAGCUGCUGUGGAUCCAGUCCAACAAAUUCACGGGCCCAAUCCCGGAUUUUAGCAACUCGCGGCUGGAGGCAUUCAAUGUCAGGGACAAUAGGCUCACUGGAGUGGUUCCAGCGUCACUCUUUGAGAUCAGCACACUGCUUAAUGUGUCACUGACGAAUAAUCUUUUUCAGGGUCCAAUGCCAAAUACACAUAACGUGAGUGUAGACCUCGUCGGUGACACCAUGAGCAGGUUCUGCCUCUCAAAGCCUGGGCCAUGUGAUCCGCUGAUUACCACUCUGCUUGAGGUGGCCGCAGGGUUUGGAUACCCAGCUCAACUUGCGGAGACAUGGAGCGGGAACACUCCCUGUGCUAAUUGGAUUGGUGUUAUAUGCUCGAAUGGGAAUGUGAGUAUUCUUGAUUUGCAUAAUCGUGGUUUGUCAGGGAUCAUAUCGCCAGCUAUUGCAAACUUGACUGGCGUUCGAAGGCUAGACCUCUCAGAUAAUCACCUCACUGGCGUGGUACCGGAUGCUUUGACGACAAUGCCAAACCUGAUUUUUUUGGAUGUCUCAAAUAAUACCCUCAAUGGUGAACUGCCCAAGUUUAAGCCAUCAGUCAAGGUACUGGCCGAAGGAAACCGGUUUGGAGAAUCAACCGGUUUGGAAAAUUAUUUUAAGUUGAAGUCAAAUGUGGGAAUGAUUAUUGGAGUUUUCAUAGCUGUGCUUCUUCUCAUUACUUGUGUUGGGCUUUUGGUACAUUAUCGAAGGAAGAAGAACACAGAGAAGUUUGGGCCCGUCUCAACAAAUGGCUCUCCUGAUGAAUCUGAGAUGACGAAGAUUCAGAUGGUUGGGACACAUAGGAAUAGCAAUAGAAAUACUGCAGUUCCAACUGAUUACAGCCAGGUGAGUGCUGGUAGCACAAACAUUGCUUAUCUGUUUGAGUCCCACGGAAUGGAAUUGCCGAUUGAAGUGCUCCUAAAGGCCACAGACAACUUUAAUGAGGACUGUAUCUUAGGUAAAGGGGGGUUUGGGGUAGUUUUCAAGGGAAAUCUCAAUGGGAAGUUGGUUGCUGUAAAGAGGUGUGACAGUGGCACUAUGGGGACUAAAGGUCAGCAAGAGUUUAUGGCCGAGAUUGAUGUUCUUACGAAAGUAAGGCAUCGACACUUGGUUGGACUACUUGGGUACUGUACCCAUGGCUAUGAGAGACUCUUGGUGUAUGAGUAUAUGUCUGGUGGAACAUUGCGCGAGCACCUGUGUGAUCUUCAGCGGAGUGGUUUUACUCCUCUUACAUGGACACAGAGAAUGACAAUAGCUUUGGAUGUUGCGAGGGGUAUAGAAUAUUUGCAUGGCUUGGCACAGGAGACUUUCAUCCAUAGGGAUCUGAAGCCUUCCAAUAUAUUGUUGGACCAGGACCUAAGAGCCAAGGUUUCAGACUUUGGGUUGGUCAAGCUUGCUAAUGAUACAGAUAAAUCCAUGAUGACAAAGGUUGCAGGGACAUUUGGAUACCUUGCACCUGAAUAUGCUACCACAGGGAAAGUUACUACGAAAGUUGACGUUUAUGCAUAUGGCGUCAUACUAAUGGAGAUGAUUACUGGAAGGAAAGUACUUGAUGACUCAUUACCUGAUGAGGAAUCACAUCUUGUAACAAUCUUUCGAAGAAAUAUGCUUGACAAAGUGAAGUUCAGGAAGUUUGUGGAUCCUACACUGGAACUCAGUGCUGAAGCUUGGAAGAGCUUGCUGGAGGUAUCUGAUCUUGCUCGGCAUUGCACAGCACGAGAACAAAACCAGAGGCCUGACAUGUGCCACUGUGUUAACCGACUUUCCAGCCUGCUUGAUCAGUGGAAGCCUACAGAAGUCGAUGAUAACGAUGAGAGCGAGACAAGCGAGAUUGGUCUGAACCAGCAACUUGAGAAAUGGAGGUGUGAUGAUUUCACCAUAUCUGAUUCAGAUACAUUCAGCACACUCAAUAUGUCAAGGAAGUACAACAGAUAAUUUGCAUCGUACCAUAUGAUGUCAUGUAUAAAAUGAGGCAAUGCAGUAUAACUGCAUCAAGAGGUUAUCAGGUACUUCUUUCAAUCCCAGACUGCACUGGGUUGCUAGGUCCUGUAAUUAACCCAUUGAGUGGCUAAAAUGAGAACGCGAUAGCUUGAUUAUUAGCGUGUCGAUCUUCCUGCUAUGGUGAGUGAUAAAGCCAAGCUUCGCUUUGAAGUUGUUGUAUUACGAGUUGUUGCUGUGUGUAGUUUGUUCAGUCUAUACGGUUUCGUGGUGCUAGUGAAGAGAAGAUGCAGUUUUUGGAUGGUCUAGAGAAUGAAAAGAUGAAAGAUAAAGUCAGCGUGCACAAGCCUACGGUAGAGAUGUUCUUAGAUGUAUGAAUAAUAUGUGAACUAUCA